AACUACUUUCUGGCGGCGGUUCGUCCCUGAUCUCCAGGAGGUCCCUGUACCCCGCUUGGGCUCUCCUAAACCCUAAUCGUGACCGCCGCGCCAGCGCCAGGAACUGUAGUUUCGUCCUCGCGGCCUUCUCUCCCUCCAGUCGAACCGCGCCGACGAGCGACGACAACUGCUGCUGCAUUCUUCAAUGGCGACUGUGCCAGUUAACCCAAAACCUUUCCUGAACAACCUGACGGGGAAGCCUGUAAUUGUCAAACUCAAGUGGGGUAUGGAGUACAAAGGUUAUCUUGCUUCAGUGGACUCCUAUAUGAAUCUCCAGCUUGCCAAUACUGAGGAGUACAUUGAUGGGCAAUUCUCUGGAAACCUGGGAGAGAUUCUGAUCAGGUGCAACAACGUUAUGUAUCUCCGAGGCGUUCCAGAGGAUGCAGAGAUAGAGGAUGCAGAGUGAGAAGAUGUGAAUGUAAUUUGAUUCUGACAUGUAUGUUUGAAUACGCCGGUGACAACUAGACCUAUCGGAUCUUUAUGUUGUCAUUCUAUUGAAUGUGAGGAAUAUCAGAUUUCCUUGAAA
Molecule: messenger RNA, 565 nt
Organism: Zea mays
Lineage: Eukaryota; Viridiplantae; Streptophyta; Magnoliopsida; Poales; Poaceae
Product: small nuclear ribonucleoprotein F
Exons: 5
Coding region: 185-445 (86 amino acids)
Biological process (GO): mRNA splicing, via spliceosome; spliceosomal snRNP assembly
Cellular component (GO): catalytic step 2 spliceosome; pICln-Sm protein complex; U1 snRNP
Molecular function (GO): RNA binding
Source: RefSeq, marked validated